UCACACAUCAAAAAAGAAUAUCAAUAAUGGACCGGGGUUGUUGGGUUGGUUCACCCACUCCAAAGGGUCCCACUCACCAACCCACUAACUCCUUCCCUAUUAUUAUAUUUCCAUUUCCAUCGCACAAACAACACACGCUCAAUGGCUUCGCAACAACAAUCAGAGGUUCCCCCAAAUUUCUGGGGCCACACCCCCGAAGAAGAAUACUACACCUCCCAAGGUGUACGCAACACCAAAUCAUACUUCCAAACUCCCAACGGCAAAAUCUUCACACAAUCCUUCCUCCCACUUAACACCCAACAAAUCAAAGCCACCGUUUACAUGACUCACGGCUACGGCUCCGAUACCGGCUGGCUCUUCCAAAAAAUAUGCAUCACCUUCGCCAACUGGGGUUACGCCGUCUUCGCCGCCGAUCUCUUAGGUCACGGCCGCUCCGAAGGCCUCCGUUGCUACCUCGGCGAUAUGGACAAAAUCGCCGCCACCUCACUUUCCUUCUUCCUCCACGUCCGGCAUAGUCCUCCCUACACCAACCUCCCGGCAUUCCUCUUCGGCGAGUCGAUGGGUGGUUUAGCCACAAUACUUAUGUACUUUAAAUCAGAACCGGAGACAUGGACGGGUCUGAUAUUCUCGGCGCCUCUUUUCGUAAUUCCUGAGGAUAUGAAACCUAGUAAGGUUCAUUUGUAUAUGUACGGUCUUUUGUUUGGUUUGGCUGACACGUGGGCUACGAUGCCUGAUAAUAAAAUGGUUGGAAAAGCAAUUAGGGAUCCAAAUAAGUUGAAGAUUAUUGCAUCUAAUCCAAGGAGGUAUACAGGGCCACCUAGAGUGGGAACCAUGAGGGAACUUCUUAGGGUUACACAGUAUGUACAGGAUAAUUUCUCUAAGGUAACGGUGCCGUUUCUUACGGCUCAUGGAACUGCUGACGGUGUUACGUGUCCGUCAUCUUCCAAACUUUUGUAUGAGAAGGCUACUUCUCAGGAUAAGAGUUUGAAGCUCUAUGAUGGUAUGUAUCAUUCUUUGAUUCAAGGGGAGCCUGAUGAGUCUGCCAAUCUUGUGUUGGGGGAUAUGAGGGAGUGGAUUGAUGAGAGAGUCAGAAGAUAUGGCUCCAAUAACAAUUCGCACUAAAACAAACUAAUAAGCACAACUCGUCGUUCUAUUUUUUUUCUUUUCAUAGUUUGGAAUUACCUGAUUAUUAUGGAUUAACAGCUCGUCUCAACAAGGACUUGAUUAAAGUCUAAUGAAAUUAUUAUUAUGAGAUUAUAUCUGAACAGGAUAUUGUUCUAUGGUAUGCUUCUUUUAAA
Molecule: messenger RNA, 1298 nt
Organism: Cicer arietinum (chickpea)
Lineage: Eukaryota; Viridiplantae; Streptophyta; Magnoliopsida; Fabales; Fabaceae
Source: RefSeq, a predicted model, not a curated record